Sabethes cyaneus is the source of this 1062-nucleotide messenger RNA. RefSeq names its product fork head domain-containing protein FD4-like. The record is from RefSeq and is a predicted model, not a curated record. Gene Ontology annotation, biological process: regulation of transcription by RNA polymerase II; anatomical structure morphogenesis; cell differentiation. The coding region runs from base 1 to 1062 and encodes 353 amino acids. Gene Ontology annotation, molecular function: RNA polymerase II cis-regulatory region sequence-specific DNA binding; DNA-binding transcription factor activity, RNA polymerase II-specific. The transcript has a single exon. Lineage: Eukaryota; Metazoa; Arthropoda; Insecta; Diptera; Culicidae.
AUGCCUCGACCGUCACGUGAAUCAUUAGGAGGCCAAAAGCCUCCAUUUUCCUACAUCUCGUUGACCGCAAUGGCAAUCUGGAGUUCACCGGAAAAAAUGCUGUGCCUCAACGAUAUCUACAAAUAUAUUACGGACCGUUUCCCGUAUUACCGGAACAACACGCAGCGCUGGCAAAAUUCACUGCGCCACAAUCUCAGCUUUAACGAUUGCUUCAUCAAAGUUCCCCGACGCCCGGAUCGGCCUGGAAAGGGAGCAUACUGGACACUGCACCCGAAGGCUUUCGAUAUGUUCCAGAAUGGUAGCCUUUUACGCCGUCGCAAACGGUUCAAGCUGCACGACAGUGACAAGGAAAGUUUAAAUGAGGAAUUUAUUGCACUCGCUAACAUGAACAGAUUCUUCAUGUCACAGGGCAACCAGUUCCAUGAUCCCUACUAUUCACCGAUGCCGGAAAAUAUGAACCCAAAUAUGCUGUACGCUCCUAUCUCACCACCGCAAUCACCGCCGGAAGCGAUGCGUGCCGCGAGCCAAUCUCCUGAACAAUCUCCUCCUGCUGGACUGGGUGGAUUCCAGAAUCACGGUGGAAUUAGUACUGCCCACGUUUCUAAACCAAAACGAUCGUUCACCAUCGAAAGUUUGAUCGGUUCGGAUGAUUCGGACAGCAAAGAGGAAUGCUCUUCAUCGGACUCAGAAGACUACACAAUCCCGUCGGUUUCAAAUGCCCCAAAUACUCAGCAUAUCGAGCAGCUACGUGCAUCCAUUCACCUUAGUCAUCAGAUUCAGGUUCAACAACAAGCCGCCUUCAAUGAAUAUGCAGCCGCAGCAGCAGCCGCCGCCCAUCAUCAUCACCAGCAGCAAGUGGCGGCCGCGUCUCUUGUCGCCUCCAAUGGAACCCCGUACGGAAUCCAUCCACUCCUAAUGCCGAUGGCCAAGUUGCCAGGGCCGGCUUAUUUCCUACCCUCAUACCAGACACCGACGGUUCCUUAUCAUAUGCAGCAACCGACGGAACCACAAGCCGCACAUAUGCUGGACCCACGCAACGAUACUGCUAUGGUACUGGGCUAG